GCCGGCCUGACUAGUUCAAAGUCAGCUUUGAGGCCAGGACAGAAAAAGGCCAGGUUCGCCAGCGAUUGUACUAUUUUGGUGAUAGUAUUUUGGCGCCUGUGCUAGAAUGAUGAUACCCCUUAUACGUUGCUUGAACGAAAACCGGUAGCGGUCCGCUAGCAGCCGUUCGCUCCCGAUUGCCAGGUAGUUACCGGUAGAUGUGAGAUAACACCAUGCAUUCUUUCGUCUGAAUGGAGCCUUGCUCUUUGUGUUGUGUCUCAAAGCGGUAUCAUAGGUAGCAGCGAGAGGCAUCUCUUUUUGUUACUCUGCUUGGAUUCCAAGCUAGCUAGCAAGGUAACUUGGUGCUGGUUGCAUCCGUUCAUUCACAAAAAGUGCAUCGUGCUGAAGCUCGAUCAUCAACACACGGAAGCAUUAGAAAUACCUCAAAAUGAUGCAAUUAAGACCGCUCCUUUCGCUGCUUUUGGUGCCUGUCGUCGCGGCACAUGGCAACCUUCGUUCUCCAGAACGACGUAACCUCCAAUCCAUUUCCCUGGCAUCCAACCAGAUCGCCUUCAACUGUCAGUAUGACAUGCAACUCUCUGACAAUGGCGAGACCAGUGGCGUCUCCUCCUCCCCCGAUGACAACAAUUCAUUCACGACUGCUGCCUACGGCUGGAUCCAGAAUGCCAUCUCGGCCGCCCAAGGGGCACAGUCGACCACUGGAGAGGCCGCUUGGUCGUACGAUUCCAUGGCAAACACAAUCCGAUACACGGUCUUUUACACCCCUGUCCAACACGUCAUGUCUGUGCAGUACAUUGUGGACUUCAACGAACUCGUCGCCCCAACUGACGAAGUUGGUUGGGUCGCCGCCAUGAACAGCAAUCUUGAUACCGGCAACCUGCUCAGCGCUACUUCCGGCAUCAGUGGAAUCUUCCGUUUCUUGUCCUCUGUGGAAAACGUUCAAUGCGAACACGUUGCCGCUUCGGCCGGGUCUCGUAUUGUCUUUGAGGAAGCCUACGUCUUGCCAUUCCGUCUGAACUGGGCCUUCAACACCUCCAACCAGCUUGCUCCUCCCGGAGAAUUCCAGGCUGCCGUCAACGCCACCGAGAAGUGGAUCGCCGAGAACUGGGAGAACACGUACGGAGUCAUGACCACCUGGAGGAACCGCAAUGAACUCCAGAACGUGGACAUCUUCCAACGAUACACUGCCUUUUCUCAAAGCAGUGCAGAAAGUGGCCUCAAUCGUUACCAGCAACAGUUGGGCCUCUACGUCCAACUUGUGGUGGGUGCCAACAACAUCACCGAUGUCCCCACGGUCUCUUCCUACUUGGAGACCUUGCAACUGACGUACCCUCUCGGAGACUUUGUCACCGAACUGAACAAUUUCAUGAACGAGUACUUGCAACCCGGUAUUCGCAUCUUGCCCGGAACUCAGCAGUCGUACGCUGUGAUCCCUACCUUUGAAGUGAGCAACAUUAACGAUUCUGGAUCUCGUACCGGACCCGCCGACGAUGUCUUUUACACCGACUACGCCUCCGUGUCGGUGGAUCUGAACCAGGCUGCUCUUGACGCGGCUCGUGCAAACGCCGGAUACGGAGCCGGCAAUGGCGUUGGAGUCGGCAAUGGCGUUUAAGCGUGCGAGUGAAUGUAUAGGUUGCACGACGGAACAUGCAAAAAAGGCGUGGCGGCAACUCGGUUAACUAACACACAAGAAGGAAGAGCACACUGGCUGCAAUGUCUUUUUCUCUCUCUUUACAUAUGUUCUUCUACACUACAUGAUAAUCAUAUUUAAAAGAUCUUGAAACUAUCCUUGUCUAGGCACAGUCUGAGCUAGCCACAGAGGAGACGAGGUGCGGUUGGGUUCCCUGUGCUUGAUUGUGUACCUGGGCUUGACGCCGAACCUUAGCUACCAGUAGCAGUUAGGCACGCCGACAACGUCCCAUA
Seminavis robusta is the source of this 1923-nucleotide messenger RNA. Lineage: Eukaryota; Bacillariophyta; Bacillariophyceae; Naviculales; Naviculaceae. The record is from the annotation of a GenBank genome assembly.